CCGUUAUUUAGCAGUUACAUAUACAAUUUUUAACGUAUUUAUUUACAUUCAUAUUACAAUGUUUAAUAUUAUAAUAUAUUUUAGUGUUUUAUAUUAUCUACUAUUAUAUAUUGAUUUAUAAUUUUUCAAGUACCUAUGUUAAUAUUUUAAAAUGGCAAGUAGAAGUGAAGACAAUAUAUUUCCGUAUGAAAAAACGUUAUUGAAUACCAUUGUAAAAAAUACGAAAGAAACUAAGGUAAUAAAUUAUUGUAUUUAUUGUUAUGCUUUAAUGUUUCACAACUACAUUAAAUAUUAAAUAUGUAGGAACCAAAUUAUUGUAAGGUAAGAAUUUUAUACAAUACUGGGUAAACAACAUUGCAUGGUUGGUAAUGUACGUAUCUAAAACAUUUUAUAUAUUACACUUAUAAAACUAUAAUACAUACAACAUAUAAUUACUAUGAAAUUUAUUAUUAAUUAAUAUUCAUCAACUAAGUUUAAAACUUAUUUUAGUAAAAUGUACCUUAUAUUAUAUUGGUAUUUUCAAUUUUGAAUUAAUUUUAAAGUAUUGUUGACAUAUAUUUAAGUUGAACCAGAAAGUACCUAAAUUAAUAAACCUCUUCAUUGUAAAAAGAAUAUCAUAUCCAUAUCAAUACUAAAACGUAAAUAAAUCAAUACAAAUAAUUUUAGUGAAUUUGUUUAAAAUAAAAAUAUGUUUUGUUUUUUUUUUAAAAAUUGUUAUAUAAUAAGCUUAUUAAUAAUUGAUAUUACAAAUUAUACUCAAUAGCUACUGUGCAGCUAGUAUAAAACACAUAUAAAAACUUUUAUGCAAUUUAAAAUGUCUAAUCUUAUUAGUUUUAUACACUUUAUAUGUAUGUAUAAAAUGUGUUUUAUAUGUUCCAACCGUGCAACUUUGUGUGAUGACUGAUUUAGUAUACAUUGUAUACUCUUAUCUAAACUUCAUAGUAGAAUAUAAAUUAUAACUAAUAUAAAUAACAUUAUUAUACUUCUUUAAAAUUUCAGCACCCAGAAAUAAGUGAUUUCAAUGUUAUUAAACCAAUCAGUAGAGGAGCGUAUGGGUAUGUUUAUUUUUGUUUAAGGUUUAUAGCAACUCAUUAAUUUUCUGUUGUAAAAUAGUAGGAAUUCUCUCUUAGUACGUUUGUUUUUUUUUAUUAUUACAAAAGGCAUAUAUUUUAAAUAGAAUUUCCUCUUAUAUAUUUUAUUUUAAUAUUUGUUUUUACAUAAUGCACAUAAUUAAUAUUUACUAUACAUUGGAGAAUAAAAAAGAUGUAAUAUGUAUUACAUAUGAAGUAAUUAUGGCAUAACUGAUUAUGUUAUCAGGAUACUAUACCUUAUUUAUAUUGUAGACAUUGAUCUUUAAAUAUUUUCUGCCCUAAGCAAAUAUUUCAUGACACUAUCUCCAAACACUGGCUGAAGUAUCCACACAAACAAUUAUUUUUUUAAUUUAGCCAUUUCAAUUUCCUUCAAUAGUUUUGCUACACUAAAGCAUCAUAUGAUCUAUUUGUACUUUUGUAAUAAGCCUGACAUGGUACAACUAAUAAAUUGGUAAUAAUAAUUAAUAUGUAUAAUAAGUCUUGGGAAAGGUAAUUAGAAAAAUGAAACUUGAAUCUCAAGAGGGUAUUAAAUUGCAAAAUACAACAAUAAGUCUACUAGCCUAUGCAUAUGACAUAGUGCUGAUGGAGGUACCGCCAGAUUGACUGAUGAAAUUAUUCUAUUAUUAUAGACUUCAUAAAAUGGCAACAAAAGUUGGGUUAUAUGAAAUAAAGAAAAAACAGAGCAUAUGGUGUUGAGCUAAUAUAAUACUCCACUUUGUCAAUGCUUAAAAAUUGAUAAGUUUAAACUUAAAAGGGUAGAACAAUUUAAAUAUCUUGGUAUCUUUAUUAAAUGAAAACAAAUGAAAUGACAAAAAUACUUUGUAUCAUGGUUAGGCCAUUUUGUAGGUGAAAAUUUGGGAAGGUAGGAUGUAUGGAGAAAUUCAAUUUAUUUAUGUACGUUAAUACAUUAUGUACUAAUAAAAAAACAUUGAAUUUUUGCAACUAUCUCAAUUGCUACCUAAUUUCAGAUUCUGAGUGAAGCAGCAAGGGAUCUAUUGAUUUUAUUGUGCAUUUUUUUUUCUGUCUUCAAAUUUUCUCCUAUUCGCUCCAAUUGUAACAUGAUAAUAUCCUAUUUUUUUGCAUUUUAGUAUUAGUUGGUACUACAUUCAAGAUAAUGAGGAAAACCUGGUUCUAUAAGAUGAAAAAGAUUAAAAGAUGAAAUAAAUAUUCUUGAGCAUUGUCACAAAGUUUAAAAAAAACCGUUAUAUAGGUCACUAAUAUGACCAUAAGACGAAAAUAAGUUCAUUAUUUUUGAAAGAAAAGUUUUGUAGAGAAUUUAUGGCCCAGUCAAGGAUAUUACUCUCUUUAUUUUCUGGAGUGGAGACCAAAAAAGAAUGUAGCACUGGAAGCUUUAUAUAGUGAUGCAAACAUAUUAAAAGUUAUCAGAAGAAGAAGACUGGGCUGGACAUAUUUGAAAGACCUAAAAAACUAUGCUACGUGCAGUAAUAGAAUAUAGUUCCAUAGGAAAAAGACCUUUGGGGAGAUCAAGGAUAAGUUAUGAAGAUGUAAUACAAAAAAAAUGUAGAAAAUCUGGUAGGUGGUCUUAAUUGGAGGAUUUGGCCUUGGGCAGAGAAUGAUGGAGGCUUGGUUGUGAAACGGGUUGGUUUUAAGGGCCCAAUAAACCUAAGAUGAAGAAGAAGUAUAAACAAGUUAAAUGUUUCACUUUGUUUUUGAACAAAAACUGCUCCACCUGUAGGUGGAUAUUAUUAUAAUAUUAUCACCAAAAUAAAGGGAACUAUAAACAUAAUAUAUUAAUUAUACUUAUUAAUUUAAUGUUUUUGGAAAAUAAGUAAAAUAAUUUUAAAAUGGAAAAAUGUCAAGCACAAUUUAUAUUUAUUUAGUGUUUUUUUUAAAAAAUUGUAAUAUAAGGUUUAUAUACUAUGAUAAAUAUAUAUAUAUUAUAUUAAAAUUACAUUAAUUUAACUAUGUACAUUAGGGUAACCUAAUUUUUAAAAAUUGUUUUUAUUUUUAAGUUUUACCCUUUAAUUCAGUUUCAAUGUGUAUACAAAUGAAGUGUACAAAGUUUUAUACCAAUUGGUUAAGUUUAACUCUUGUCUCGUUACCCUUAAAUUUCUAGAACAAAUUUGUUUUGUUCAAAUAGUGAUGUUUUUUCUUAACUUUGAAUUAAAAUCUCAUACAUAAAUAUGCUUGAAACAUUAUUUAUCUAAAAUGUAAAAUACUAUAACUCUCUUUCUCUCUCUCUAUAUAUAUAUAUAUAUAUAAAAAUUUAGUAUUAAAGUAAGAUUAUUUUCUAUAAUAAAUAAAGGAAGGAGGUUAAUUUCCAAAACUACUUUAUAAAUACAUGAUUUAUAUUAUGUCAGUUUAUUUGAAAUAAAUAUUGUUUUAAUGAUAGGAAUUAUGAACUUGUAUGCUUCAUAAUCAAAUAUUAUACUAAUCAAAAUAUGUAAAGAAUAAUAGUUUUAAUAAAUUUAAUGGUCUUUAAAUAAUGUUAAAUAUAUAUAUUUGUAUAAUUAUUGAUUGUAACAAGAUAUAAUUCAAAAACAAAAAACACAGUUUUUGAUUAAAAAUGCAUUUGAGAACUUUAAGGGCUUGUAGGAACAGAUUAAACUUAACCAAUUACCGUACAAUUUUGUACAGUUUGUUUGCAUACAUAUUGAUACCACAAAUCAUCUUUAUGUAUUAGGGCCAAUUACUUAUUAAAUAUCUUAAAGUCAGUAUAUGUAUAUGGUAAUUAAUAUUACAUAUGCAUUCAAUUUUAUAUGUAGAAAAGUUUAUUUGGGUCACAAAAAAAAGAACUUGGAACAAAUGUAUGCUAUCAAAGUUAUGAAAAAAACUGACAUGAUCAAUAAAAAUAUGAUAACACAAGGUAAUUUUUUCAUAUUUAUUGUUUGUUGAAAAUAAUUAAUUAUUAUUAUUUAUUAUAGUUGUUAAUGAAAGAAAUGCAUUGGCAUUAGCUAACAGUCCAUUUUGUGUUAAAUUGUUCUAUUCAUUGCAGACAUCAAGUUGUAUUUAUUUGGUAUUAUUAUUAAAAAAUACAUACAUAUUUGUAUUUAAUUUAUAACAUUUUUUUUAAUCAUUUCAGGUAAUGGAAUAUAUGGUUGGUGGAGAUGUUAAAUCAUUGCUUAGUGUAAUGGGUUAUUUUACAGAAGAUGUAGCAACAUUUUAUGUUGCUGAAGUUGCAUUAGCUUUGCAAUACCUCCACAGGUAGAUAAUGUACUAUUUACUGAUAAUAAUCAUAUAUAUAAAUCAGCUCAUUUAUUCAAAUAAUAACCAGGUUCAUAAAAUCAAACUAUUUAAUUUAUUUUUAUUAAAACACCAUUUUAAGUAAUGUUUAAAUAUAAAUGUAUGUAUUUAUUAAAUUAGUAUUAAUUUUAAAUUCUUAAUUAAUUGGGAAGGAACAAGUGCAGUUUAUUAUGUCACUCAUAAUUUUAAAUACUUUUCUUUUUAUGCCUCCAUGUUUUUUUAUGUUGAUUUUGAAAACAUCUAAAUUUUUAUUGUAAAAAUUAUUAUUAAAGAACUUAUGGAAAAAAUAAGAAAAUUGCGGCAGCAACAUAAGGUUGCUGGUUAAGGUCUAGCUUAACUGCAUAAACAUUUUCAACCUAAUACUGCUCUAAAGAGAAUAGUGUCAUAAAUGUAAACCUAAAUCUUAUUAUAUUAAACCUAACCAUUAACAAAUUUCAUGAGCUCGCUUUACGAUCUCAUGUUAGACUUGUAGAAUCAUAAAAAUAAAAAAAAAUUAAAUUGUUUUUUUUUAAAUAAUAGUUUUUGAAAAAAAAUUUAAAUAUUUUAAAAAUCAGCACUAAAAAAAAAAUGUAUUAAUAAAAAUAAAUCGUUUGUUUUUUAAAUUUUGAGACUUGUGGUAAAGAGCACUUUAGCAUCAGGAAAAAAAAAUAAUGUAAAAUAAAAUAAAGGUUAAUUAUGUUUUUAUAAUCAUUCAAAAUUACAUUUUCACUACUAUGAUUCUUUUAUAUUUUUUAAAUAUAGCAUAAUUCAUUCUAAUAAAUUUGUAUGACUUUAUAAUAUACUAUUAAUAUGUAUUAUUUUUUCAGUCAUGGAAUUGUUCAUAGAGACUUAAAACCUGACAAUAUGUUAAUAUCUGGCCAGGGACAUAUAAAAUUAACAGAUUUUGGUCUUAGUCGAAUUACAAUUCAUCGAGGUAAAAUUGAGUUUAAUUAUUUCUAAACAAACAGCAUACUUAAUAUUUUAUUAUGUUGUUACAGAUUUAGAAAUAACAGAUUUAAUAAAUAGCUCUCCAAAUGUUCCUACUAGAACCCCUGGUCAACUACUAUCUUUAACAUCACAUUUUUCAUUUGUAAGUAAUAAAUAGGACUGAUGACUUCUUUAGGAUACUCAUAUAUUGUUAUUGAACUGUAUAAAUGUGCUUCAGGAUAAAGUAAUAUUUAAAAGUUUGCUUCAUAUGUUGACUAUAAUUAAUGAGAAAUUGGUUUUUAUUAUUUAUAAUCCAAUAACAGAACUUGAAAUACACAAAUACAUAUUAAAAAUAAAACACUCAAAAUUAUAUAUUAAAAAAAUUAUCUAAUGCAUUAAUAAAAUAUACCUUUUCAAAUAUCUCUUAUCCUCUAUUGAUAAUAUUUGACAAUUCAAUCUCCUCAGAAAAAUAUUCAAGUUCUUUUAAAAAUUGUGUAAUAUCACCUAUUUACAAUACAGAUGAUAAGAGUUGUUCUAAUUAUAGGCUGAUUGCAAUCUUAUAACAAUUUCCAAAAUAUUUGAAAAAUGUAUUAAGGUUGUGUUAAGGAAUUUUUAACAAUAAACUAUAUUUAUUUUUUUCAAAUAAUGUGGGUUUAUCAAUAAAAAAUCAACCAAAGAUGCUCAUUUAUGGCAAUUAAUUAUAUUAGAGAUUUCUUAAAUCAAAAUAAUAAAGUUUUUGGAAUUUGUCUAGAUAUCCAAAAAGCUUUUGAUACUGUACACUAUUUAUUAUUAUUAAAAAACCUUGAGAAUGCUGGAAUACUACGAGGGUUAGCAAAAACUUCUUGAACCAUAUCUAAAUAACAUAUCUAACAUCUAACACCAUUAAAUACUAUUAUUAACUCUUUAAUAAAAUUUAUCCUAAAAAAGCCAUUUAUAGCUCCAACUUGUAUAAUAUAUAAACUGUUUAAAGUUAAUUAUAGAAAUCAUUUAUUUGUAUUAUUAUAUAAAUAUAAAUAUUAUAACAACUUAAUUUAAAGCGAACUGCCCUUCAAUCAGGUUGCCUAGAUGGUACAUAAAGUUAUAAUUAUAAAUGCACCAUUUUUAAUUUUAAUCAAUAUUUUAGCCACAUGGUUAAAGAUUAACAUAUUACAAAUUUUACCAUCUUGUUUUAAUUAUUUUUUUUUAGUGUUAUAACAUCCGUGAUUAUUAAGAUAAUUAUAGAUCAUGAGGUAUUUGUUUAUACUUAGGAAAUUUAAUCUGUUUUUUGUUUUUUUAUUAAAUAUAUUUACUGAUUUCAAAAGUAUAAGUAUACAUAUUUUAUAAUUUUUACAAGCUUAAGCCUACAAGCUAAAGUCUUUAGCCCUAGUAAUAACAAUAAGCUUUUAGACAUAUUUUUUAUUUAAUUUUAAAAUUCAUGUUGAUUUUUUUAUGUAGGGAUCAAACGAAAAGGCUCAGACCAGUGGUUUUAGUAUGAAACUAAAUAUGGAUCUAGAAGAUGAUUAUAAUAGUAGCCACGUGUCUGGAAUUGUACCAUUUCAAUCAGCUAAUAAUACAUUAGAAGGAACUACAUUUUAUACUUGUCAAAAUUGUAGUUCUACAGAUUGUGAAUGCAGUAAUAUAAAUGACAGGGAUAAACUUCAUGAUACACCAUGUUCUACUAAAAACAUAAGGUAUAGUUAAAUUUGAAAUAAUUUUAAUAGAUUGAAUUUAGCUUGAACCAUUGUUACAGAAUUCUAUUAAGUUUAAUUUUUAUUUAGUGGUUAAGUAAUUAAAUAAUAUGUAUGUAUUAAUUUGAUUAAUGUAAGUAUAUAAAUGUAAAAGCUAAACUUUGAAUUAUUCUGAGUGAAACGAGGAAUGUAUUGAUUUUACUAUAUGAGUCUUUUUAUGUAUGUAAACAACUUUUGACCAGAAAUCUUGUUCUAAUUAAACAUAUAAAAAUAUUUUUGUAGCAGUUUUGAUCUAGUUGGUGGAUUGAGGAGUUUAAUUUAUUAUUUUCCUUGUGGUUUUCUUAAUAAAUGGAAAAAUUUGACAUUUGUUUAAAUAAUUUUUGUUGAUUUCUGGGUUACCUUGAUAACAACAGGAAAAAUAUUACUUAUAACACUACUCAAUAUUGUUUAUUUUUGGGUAUUGAUACAAAUAAACUUACUACCCAUUUAACUUCUCUCUUAAACAGUGAUAUGUCCCACAACUGUUAUCAGUCUUUUUGAAUUUGGUAUUCAUUGUACGACUGACUAAUUACUUUGUAAAAAAAUUCUAACACAAUGUUUAUUUUAAUUUGAAUAAUUAUUGCCUAUUAUGUACUAGUACAUAAAUUAUUUAAAAAUAUCUUAUAAAUUUUAAAAUUGUUUAUAAAUGUUUAUACUUAGUUGGCUAUUAAAUAGAGAAUUUAAAUAUUGACCUUCUAGGUUCAUAAGCAUAUUAUUUGUAAAUAUUUAAUUUUCUAUUCAUAAUUAAUAUCAACUUUUAUCAUUUUAUUAUAAAAUUAAUGAUUAUAGUUUGGUAAAUUUUGAUUAAUUUGUUUCUAAGUAUAACAUUUCCAUAGUUAGCUUGCUACCCAAAUAAUUGUUAAAUUUAACUAUUUUAUUGAAAUAUGUAAAAUGUAUUAAUAUUUAAAUAAAAUUAUGGUGCUAUUUAUUAAUUUUUAUUUUUAGCUAUUAUUAAUCAUUAUAUUAAUUUAAUUUAUAAUGUAUAUUGUUUUAGUGUAUUUUGUAUAAAAUAUCAGUUUUUAAAUUUUUAGCAAACGCUUCAAAUCAACAGAUUCCGAUUCCCUAAGACGAUAUAGACGAAGAAUAUUACCACUUCGGGAUUUAGAAAGUAACACAUUGAAUAGUUGUGGUCUUACACAACAAAUUAAGAAUGUAGACUUAUCAAACAUAGGAUCAAAUACACCUCCCUCAGGUGUGAAAAGUGUCUUGAAACUAAAGUGAGAUUCAAUUUAAUAUAUUAAUAUUAAAUAAAAAUAUUAAUAAUGUUUUCUACAAUUAUAUUUAGAGCUGAAGAACGAUUAAGUAGUGGCCGUGUUGCUGUAUCAACUCCAGUGCAAUAUUCUCGUAAACGGUCACAUGGUGAUACUCCAAAAAUCUUAAAAUCUACUAGAUUUUGUUUGCCCACACCUACACAAUCUCCAUCUUUUUUAAAAGGCUCUAAUAUGGUAAAUGAUAAUAAACAAAUGAAACAAUUUUACAAUUUACUUAUAAUGUUCAUGAGUUAUAGGAUGAAUUAAUUAUGAGUCCAAUUGCCACUCCAUAUUUACCAAAACUAACUCCAUAUCGAACCCCUAAAUCUUUAAGGAAAGGAAAAAGAGCCAGUGAUGGUAGAAUAUUAGGUACACCUUAUUAUUUAGCACCCGAAUUAAUUCAAGGGAUAGAACAUGGUAAUUAUUAUUGAAUUAUAGUACUUGGUAAUUGUUACUAAUACAAAUGUGUAAUCUAGGAUCUGGUGUUGAUUGGUGGGCAUUGGGUGUUUGUCUUUAUGAAUUUAUGACUGGAGUUGUACCAUUUGAAGGUGAUACUGUACAAGAAAUAUUCGAAGAUAUACUCCAACGUGGUAAAUUUAUAUUAUAAUUUAUAAUGAUAAUUUUUUAUUUUAUCCACAAUUUUUUAAUUUUGUAGAAUUAGAGUGGCCAUCUGGUGAUCAAACAUUAUCUAGAGAAGCGAUGGAAGCAAUUGAUGGUUUAAUGGCAAUAGAUCAAAACGAAAGACUUUCGGGUUCAGAUUUAAGAUCUUCUACUGAAUUAUUUUCAAAUAUUGACUGGAAUAAUCUUUUGAAAGAAGUACCUCCAUUUGUUCCUACUCCUGUAAGCAUUGAUGAUACAUCAUAUUUUAUGGCUCGAAAUGAACAACAAAAUAUACAAUUAUCAAAUAUAGAUCUAGGAUAGGAUAGUUGUCUUUUUUUUUAUGAACAUCAACUUAUUAUUGGUAUUAUUAGUUUGUAUUAAUUUUUUUUAAGUACACCCCAGUUUAAGUGUAACUAUAAGGUGUAAAAUAGGUUAUAUUUUGUUUAACCAUAAUUUUCAUUUUAUUAUAA
Molecule: messenger RNA, 9227 nt
Organism: Cinara cedri
Lineage: Eukaryota; Metazoa; Arthropoda; Insecta; Hemiptera; Aphididae
Source: the annotation of a GenBank genome assembly